This is a messenger RNA of Capsicum annuum, 3033 nucleotides long. RefSeq names its product receptor-like serine/threonine-protein kinase SD1-8. The transcript has 7 exons. The record is from RefSeq and is a predicted model, not a curated record. Gene Ontology annotation, biological process: protein phosphorylation; recognition of pollen. Gene Ontology annotation, molecular function: protein serine/threonine kinase activity; ATP binding. Lineage: Eukaryota; Viridiplantae; Streptophyta; Magnoliopsida; Solanales; Solanaceae. Bases 182 to 2764 code for a protein of 860 amino acids.
AAGUUAGAAGGGGGUGCGUAGUGCGUACCAAAAAACCAUCUUCCUUUCCUCUUCCUAUCCUAUCAAAAAACGAAGAACAAGUACACACCAACAAAUGUCUCAAACGCCAAGACUCCCCAACUUCUCCUACUUGUCUUCCAUAAACAACCUAAACAAAACACUCCUUUCUUAAAAUUCCACAAUGAUAAACAACAACAAAGAAUAUUGCUUUCACCAAUUCUGCUUCUUGCUUCUGAUUUUUCAAUUUCUUCGUCCAAUUCUUGCUUUACCUACUGAUACUAUCACACCAACACAGCCUUUAACCAAAGAUCAAACGUUAGUGUCCUCCGAUCAACUCUUUGAAUUAGGUUUUUUUACUCCGGGUGGUGCUAAUUCAGACAAAUGGUAUGUUGGAAUCUGGUACAAAGAGAUUCAAGACAGGACUGCUGUUUGGGUUGCUAACAGAGCCAACCCCCUUUCAAGCUCAGCAAAAUCAGUCCUGAAAAUCACCGAAACUGGCACCCUUAUACUUACCGAUGGCCAAACGGGGAACUCCGUUUGGUCUUCAGAGCAAAAAACCCCGGCAACAAAUGUUGUAGCCCAGCUCCUGGAAUCAGGGAACUUUGUUGUUCGCCCUGAAAACGAUGAAACCAAACAGAGUUACUUGUGGCAGAGCUUUGAUUAUCCGACAGAUACAUUGUUACCUGGGAUGAGACUUGGAUGGGAUUCGAAAACUGGGCUGAACAGGAACAUAACAUCAUGGAAGACACCAACUGAUCCAGCUCCUGGAGACUACACUUUCAAGAUCAACACCAGUGGAUUACCAGAAAUCUUCUUAACGAAUAAACAAGAAAUUAUGUACCGCAGUGGCGCUUGGAAUGGGAUUAGAUUCAGUGGGGUGCCUGAAAUGAAGCCUACUGAGAUCAUAACAUUCGAAUUUCAGUUCAAUUCCGAUGAAAUUUCUUACAUGUUUGAGUUACACAACAAGACAUUGUAUUCCAGGUUGUUGGUGAAUCAUAAUGGACUUCUUGAAAGAUACACUUGGAUUCCAACAAACAGUAUAUGGAAUCGAUUCUGGUAUGCACCAAAAGACCAAUGUGACAGUUACACAGAGUGUGGAGUAUCUGGAAUUUGCGAUACAAAUAUUUCACCAAUAUGUAAAUGUAUGGUGGGAUACAAGCCUAAAAAUCAAAUAGCGUGGGAUUUGCGAGAUGGAUCAGAUGGGUGUGUUCGUUUUCAUAAAUUGGAUUGUGAAACUGAUGAGUUUAAUGUAUUGAGGAACAUGAAGUUGCCAGAUACAACGUGGUCGUUUGUGGAUAAAAAUAUGAAUUCAGAUGAAUGUGAAAGUAUGUGUAGGAAGAAUUGUUCUUGUAUGGCUUAUACAAAUUCGAAUAUUAGUGGAAGCGGGUCGGGUUGUGUGAUAUGGAGCUCCGAACUUAUUGAUAUGCGGCAGUAUGCGGCCGCGGAAGGUGGACAAGUUCUCUACGUUAGGGUGUCUUCUUCUGAUGCAGUGCAAAUUGGAGGUGUGGGAUCUGGAAAUAGUUCUGGCAAGACAAAAAAAGUUGCAAUGGCUGCUGGGAUUACAGUUGGUAUAGCUCUUUUGCUAGUUGUAUUUACCCUCUGCUUCUUAUCAAAGAGAAGAAAAUAUCAAGGUUCAAUCCGAACGAAGUCUGAAAAUAGAGGCACUAGUGAACGAAGUCAAGAGUUUCUAAUGAAUGCAGCUAUUAUUCCGAGUAAAAGAGAGUUCUCCGGUGAAACUUCCACGGAAGAGUUUGAAUUGCCAUUAUUUGACUUCAGCACCCUAGCUAUGGCAACAGAGAAUUUUUCUGAUGCGGCUAAGUUAGGCCAAGGUGGUUUUGGCUGUGUUUACAAGGCAAUACUGGUUGAAGGUCAAGAAGUAGCAGUCAAAAGGCUCUCAAAGAAUUCCGGCCAAGGAGUAGAGGAAUUUAAGAAUGAGCUAAGAUUGAUUGCCAGGCUACAACACAGAAAUCUAGUCCGGCUUCUUGGCUGCUGUGUUGAUAUGGAAGAGAAGAUGCUGAUCUAUGAAUACUUGGAAAAUAAAAGUUUGGAUUCAAUUCUGUUCAAUAAACAGAAGAGCUCGCUGCUGGAUUGGCAAAGGCGGUUCAAUAUUAUUUGUGGGAUUGCUCGGGGGCUUCUAUACCUUCACCAAGAUUCAAGAUUUAGGAUUAUCCAUAGAGACCUUAAAGCAAGCAAUAUUCUUCUUGAUAAAGAUUUGACCCCCAAAAUAUCCGAUUUUGGCAUGGCAAGAAUUUUUGGCGGGGAUGAGACUGAAGGAAAUACAAAAAGAGUUGUUGGAACCUAUGGUUACAUGUCUCCGGAAUAUGCAAUGGAUGGCCUCUUCUCUGUUAAGUCCGAUGUUUUCAGCUUUGGGGUUUUGGUGUUAGAAAUAGUAACUGGGAAGAAGAACAGGGGAUUCUAUAAUCAAAACAACCAUCUCAACCUUCUUGGACAUGCGUGGAGGCUAUGGAAAGAUGGGACCAGCUUGGAGCUACUGGAUCCAUCUGUUGGAGAGCCGUUUUCUCUAUCUGAAGUGAUGAGAUGCAUACAAGUUGGACUGUUGUGCGUCCAGGAGCAAGCAGAAGACAGACCAAACAUGGCUACUGCAGUUCUGAUGUUAGGCAGUGAAAGCGCAUCACUGCCUCAGCCUAAAAACCCAGGAUUUUGCCUUGGAAGAAGAACUCUUGAUUCAGAUUCAUAUUCAACUAAUUAUGAAGAAACUUGCACUGUCAACCAAGUUACAGUUACCGCGAUAGAUGGCCGGUAGUUGAUGGUAUCACCCUCAAAAGUGUAUAUUAUUAUAAGAGGUUCACAGUUUUCUCUUGUAUACUUCAUCAAAUUUUUGUUUCUGGGUAAGUCUUGUGAAAGCUAAAGAGUAUAAUUAGGUCUUUUUUUCUCAUUACAUACAAUUACAAGUUAAAAGAUCCGUCCUGGUUCAUCAUCAAUGUAACAGUUCUUUCCUUUUCCAUAUCCUUGAAAUUCAUUGUAAAUUACUGUCCCAUCAUUGAUGUGAUUCAGAAGGAAUAGUUUUGUGCA